AUGAAAAAUAUAAAUCACAGACAACAUUUCUGGGAAAGUACUACUGUCAAUAAUAAGAGCUACACCAAUCCUGAAAAUUCAAACACAGGGAACAAGGAAUCCAACGAGAAAGGACCCAUAAAAGGGAGCACCCAUCACGUGCUAAGCAAAAAGAAAAAGAAUAACCAAACUGCGAGUGCUGAAAUUACCACAGAGGUGAGUAGCGCGAGGGAGAAUCCAUGUUUGAACUGGCGCACUGUUAGAGGUGAAGAGCUCAGUGGAGAAAAAAAAAAGAGUAACAAAAAGGUGAAAAACGAAACGUUCAAUUCGAGAGUCACUGCUGACAAAAGAAGAAACAACGCCAAGGGAGAUACACCUGUUCCACUUAAGAAAAGCGGAGAAGGGGAAAAAUUAUUGGAGAAAAGGGAAUGCCUUCUGAAUAGGGAGUCAACGAAAUUUCAUGAAAAAACGGACAUUGAAAAUGACGCGAGCGAUUUUUCCAAUUUGAUCACUUUUGAUGAUCAGCCAACGGUGAGUGAAAACAUUCCCAUCCAAAAUAACCCCCCCCAUGGCACACACAGGGAUGCACUCAGGAGGGAUGACCUGGAAAUUUCGUUAAAAAAUGUUCAUUUCGAUAUUCACUUGGAUGAUCGCGCGGGAAUUGGAGGAAUCCACACGGAGACCGUUCCUGAGGGGUGUGCUGCCCGCAAUGGCACCAGGGGUGGCAACAGGGGUGGCAACAGGGAUGGCAGCAGGGAUAGAAGCAGAGAUGGCAGCAGGGGUAGCAGCCGGGAUAGCAGCAGAGAUGGCAGCAGAGAUGGCAGCAGGAAAACCAAACAUGGUCCAAGUGGAAAUGGAGGGGUUGGGAAGAACCCCCACAAUGGCACUAACACCGCGAAGGCGCAUUUCGCAAAAUUGAACAAGGAAGAAAAAGACGAAAAGGAACUACUACUGGAGCAUAUAAAAAGGCUGGAGUAUCAAAACAAUAUAUUUCUCAACAAUUUGUUAAAUGUGUACUACGUCUGCAUGGACUACAUCAAAAUGCAGGAUGAGAAAAUAAAAAAAAAUGAAGAAAUCAUACUUUUCCAGAAUAAAAUUAUAAAAGAUUUAAAGGCAAGUGAACACUUGGAGGAUACCACAGUUAAAAGGAGAAUUAUGACGCUGUUAGUUUUCUUCCUAAUCGACGAAGCCGUUCAUCCUUUUUUUGCCCUAUUUGUGUAG
Messenger RNA from Plasmodium cynomolgi strain B, 1200 nucleotides. RefSeq lists its product as hypothetical. Lineage: Eukaryota; Apicomplexa; Aconoidasida; Haemosporida; Plasmodiidae. The record is from RefSeq and is a predicted model, not a curated record. The transcript is spliced from 2 exons. Bases 1 to 1200 code for a protein of 399 amino acids.